Messenger RNA from Closterium sp. Yama58-4, 900 nucleotides. Lineage: Eukaryota; Viridiplantae; Streptophyta; Zygnematophyceae; Desmidiales; Closteriaceae. The record is from the annotation of a GenBank genome assembly.
AUGCCCUUCCUCAGUCCCACGCUUUGGGGUGGGAGGCAUCUAGGCUGGUUAAGGAAGGGAGGCGUGUUGGGGAGAAGGGGAGCAGUGGGAAGAGGAAUAAGAGUGGGAGAGGAGGGCAGGGAUCGGGAAGAAGGGAAGCUUCCGAGAAACGUACCAGAAGAUGGUGUUGGGGAAGGUGACGAGCGGGAGAGGAGGGAAGAACAAGGAAAGGGGGAGGAGGAAGAGGGGGAAAAGGAGAAGGAGGAAGAGGCGGAAAAGGAGGAGGAGGAGGAAGAGGAGGUGGUGCAGGAGGGGGGCGUUAGAAAUGAGAAGGAAGAAGGGUCUUCUGAGUCUUCUAAGGAGGAAAGUUCUAGCGAGGAGGAAGUGUGUCCUUCUGACUCGAGUGAGGAGGAGGAGGAGGAGGAGGAGGAGGAGGAGGAGGAGGAGGAGGAGGAGGAGGAGGAGGAGGAGGAGGAGGAGGAGGAGGAGGAGGAGGAGGAGGAGGAGGAGGAUUCAAGUGAGGAGGAAGGGGAGUGUAACGAGGAGGGAGAGGAGACGGGUUUGAAAGAGGGGAGGAAAGGGGAGCCUGUUUUUGAGUCGACUCAAAAGGAGGGGAGGAGGAAAGGGGAGAAGGAGGGAGAGGAGAAGGAAGAAGGAGGAGGAGCGAAGAAAGGAGAUGGGAAGAGAGGAGGGACGAAAGGAGAAGCAGGAGGGCGUGAGGGCGGCGCAGGGUUGAAGGAUGCAGGUACAAGGGCGACGAGGGGGGCCCAUGCUGCUGCGGCGAGAGGGGCGCCUACUGCUGCUUUGUCUGUUAGGAAGGGCCCUUCGCGCAACACGAUUCGCAAGAGGGCGAAGAGGAGAUGGCUGGCGAAGCAGCAGCAAGCUGCAAAGGAAACUGGUUUUGAGGCGCCUCAAAACUAA